CAACCUAGAUGUGCCCUCCACACUCUAUUGAGUCUUUCCUCAUUUUCUUACUUCAAUUCUAAUCAUUUUUCCCUCCUUACAAAAACAAAAACUUAUCCUAGCUAGUUAUGGCUUGUGAUCUCUCAAGUAACAAUAACAAACCCUCCUUCAACCAAGUGACGCCUAGCGUUUCUACGAGCGUUGUUGAUAUCGAACUAGAGCCCGAGGGUACGAAUUAUUCUAAACGGGGCCAAUGGCUCCGGGCUGCGGUACUCGGGGCGAAUGAUGGACUCCUUUCUGUUGCCUCUCUUAUGAUUGGGGUCGGGGCGGUUCGGCCCGACCCGGGCACGAUGGCGUUGACCGGGCUUGCGGGCUUGUUUGGUGGUGCAUGCAGCAUGGCCCUAGGCGAGCUCGUAUCGGUGUGGGCCCAACGUGAUGCUGAGCUAGCCCAACUCCUCCGUGACUACGAGGCUCAUCCUAGCCCGGCCCGUGCCUUGGAGGAUCGAAAGAGGGCCCUACCAAGCCCGAUGUGUGCGGCGUUGGCCUCCGCCGCAGCAUUUGCAGGCGGGGGAGGGGUCCCACUCUUGGCGGCCGCAUUCAUAAAACCGUACAACGCAAGGCUAGCGGCAGUGCUUGUCACGGUGACCGUAGCGCUAUUCGCCUUCGGAUGGAUAGGGGCUAUCCUAGGGAAGGCUCCGCCUUUUAGGUCAUCGGUAAGAGUGUUGGUAGGAGGAUGGGUAGCCAUGGGGGUCACUUUUGGGUUGACAAAGUUGGUGGGUUUUACAGGGAUCUAGCAAGCUACCUUGAAAUGUUUAUUACACAGCCAGACCCUUAGUUUUAACCAUCAGGCCAAGAAAUCAUUGGUCGCUGACUAGCUAGAAACGUGUCACUUAAAACGUAGUAUUAUUACAUGCAUAUUGUUAUAUUGUAUGUUGUAUUAGAAAGUUUUCGUAUGGAAUUUGUACUUUAAUUAA
Spinacia oleracea (spinach) is the source of this 953-nucleotide messenger RNA. RefSeq names its product vacuolar iron transporter homolog 2-like. Gene Ontology annotation, biological process: intracellular manganese ion homeostasis. NCBI's taxonomy places the organism in Eukaryota, Viridiplantae, Streptophyta, Magnoliopsida, Caryophyllales, Amaranthaceae. Gene Ontology annotation, molecular function: manganese ion transmembrane transporter activity. The coding region runs from base 108 to 773 and encodes 221 amino acids. The transcript has a single exon. The record is from RefSeq and is a predicted model, not a curated record.